CCCCCACUGCGCAGCAACCAAACACUGACUUCAGGUCACCACUCGCCUUCGUCAUCUCCAUUAAUUCUGUACCUUGCCAGUCUUUCCCGCGCACACAACAAAACACCAAGGUGACGGGUUUCUCAAUCUUUCACCCACUUGCUACUGCGCAUCGAUCCCCAGCGCACCCAUCCUCCAUCACCACUCUCAAUCUUCCCUUUAUUUUUCCCCAUCAAGUCAGCACCCCCAGCUCGUCCCUUGUGAUUGCAGCCUUUUUGCUGCCCCGAAGCUAGCCACGAUGAAGGUCACAUUCAAGGACUUGAAGCAACAAAAGUUCACGCUUGACGUUGAACCCACUGACCUUAUCUCGGUUGUCAAGCAGAAGAUUGCUGGAGAGAAGGGAUGGGACCCCAAGGACCAGAAGCUUAUCUAUUCUGGCAAGAUCCUCAAGGACGACGACACGGUCGAGUCCUACAAGAUUGAGGAGAAGGGCUUCGUCGUCUGCAUGGUCAACAAGCCCAAGGCACCCAAGCCCGCUCCCGCCGCCGAGUCCUCGUCUGCGCCCGCCGUCCCCGCCACGCCCGCUCAGCGUGUCGCCGCCACGCCAGCUGCUCCUCCCGCUCCCGCUGCCCAGGCUGCUGCCCCGGCCGCGGCUCCCGCUACGCCGACUCCGGCUGCUAGAUCUACCGGUGGCGAUGCCGGCAACAACGACCCUUCAAUGGCCAUGGGCGCUCAGCGCCAGGAGGUGAUUGCCAACAUGGAGGCCAUGGGUUUCGAGCGCGCCCAGAUCGACGCCGCCAUGCGUGCCGCCUUUUACAACCCCGACAGAGCCGUCGAGUACCUGCUCAGCGGCAUCCCCGAAGACGUCCAGGAGGAGCAAGCACAGCGACAGGCCGCUGCCGCGGCACCCGCCCAGCCUUCCGGUGGUGCGCCGGCCGGUGGUGAUGACGGCAACGUCAACCUCUUCGAUCUCGCUGCCCAGUCGCGUGGUGGAGGUGGCGGCGGCGGUGGUGGACGUGGCGCCUCCGCCGGCAACACCCAGGCCGCCGCCGCUGCUGCUGCCGCUGCCGCCGCCCAGGGUGGCUUCGGCAAUCUGGACUUCCUCAGAAACAACGCCCAAUUCCAGCAGCUCCGCCAGGUUGUCCAGCAACAGCCGCAGAUGCUGGAGCCUAUUCUUCAGCAGCUCGGUGCCGGCAAUCCCCAGCUUGCGCAGCUCAUCGCCAACAACCCCGACCAGUUCCUGCAGCUUCUCGGCGAGGAGGUUGACGACGACGUGCCUCUACCCCCCGGUGCGCAGGCCAUUCAGGUCACCGAGGAGGAGCGCGACGCCAUUGAGCGGUUAUGCCGACUCGGCUUCGACCGCGAUGCUGCCAUCCAGGCCUACUUUGCCUGCGACAAGAACGAGGAGCUUGCCGCAAACUUCCUCUUCGAUCAGCCCGAUGACGACGAUGCGCCCCAGAACUAAGCCCGACUCGCAACGACCGCAUGACGACACAAUCUAUGACAGAAACGCAGGGCUCAGGAAUUACCGGACGGGGUUGGCUCGACGACGUUGACGUGAGGAAAAGACCUCAGGAUACCUGGUCCGGAAGGGCGGUAUCCCCAUCAGCAAGGCGGGCAAGUGGCCGCGUGGAAGUAAAUGAUGCAAUUCUUUUUUCGGUAGAGCUGGCGUGGAGGCAAGCAGUCUGAGGAAAAUAUGCGUGAAAUGAUCUGAACGCAUACGGAGGUCGCAAGCUACUCGCGGUUACAACUGCUCAUGCUUGUGUUUGACCAGGAUUGUUCCUGUUCUGGCUUGGGAGAGAGCGUGGCGUCAGUCCUAGGUAGCCAGGCCGGGUAGCACCGGGUAAUUCAACUCUUCAGUGCC
Colletotrichum scovillei is the source of this 1843-nucleotide messenger RNA. Its product is annotated as UV excision repair protein Rad23. Gene Ontology annotation, molecular function: ubiquitin binding; damaged DNA binding; proteasome binding. The transcript has 7 exons. The coding region runs from base 278 to 1444 and encodes 388 amino acids. The record is from RefSeq and is a predicted model, not a curated record. Lineage: Eukaryota; Fungi; Ascomycota; Sordariomycetes; Glomerellales; Glomerellaceae. Gene Ontology annotation, biological process: proteasome-mediated ubiquitin-dependent protein catabolic process; nucleotide-excision repair. Gene Ontology annotation, cellular component: nucleoplasm; cytosol.